Salvia splendens (bonfire salvia) is the source of this 656-nucleotide messenger RNA. RefSeq lists its product as uncharacterized. The transcript has a single exon. The coding region runs from base 1 to 438 and encodes 145 amino acids. NCBI's taxonomy places the organism in Eukaryota, Viridiplantae, Streptophyta, Magnoliopsida, Lamiales, Lamiaceae. The record is from RefSeq and is a predicted model, not a curated record. Gene Ontology annotation, cellular component: chloroplast.
AUGCUCUCCUUAGCCGCUUUCCCUUGCCAUCUCCUCCCCCCUCCCCAACACCGAUCCCUAACCCUAAUCAGAUGCAAUCCAGACAACGGCACCGACCUCAGCCCACCGCAGCAAAUCCGGCCGCCGGAAUCAGUAGAAAUCCGAUUCAAACGCGGCUCGAGACGGAGGCGAAGGCAGGAGGAGGACGGCGGCGGCGGUGAAGUUAAAAAAGCGGUUGAAAAGCAGCCCAAGGAUUGGGAUUCGAUGAGCUUGAAUGAGAAGGCGAUGGAGCUGUACGUCGGCGAAAAAGGUCUGCUGUUUUGGCUCAACAAAUUUGCUUAUGCUUCCAUAUUCAUCGUCAUUGGUGGAUGGAUUCUGUUCCGAUUUGUGGGGCCCUCUUUGAACUUGUACCAGCUCGAUGCUCCUCCAUUGCCCCCCUCUGCAAUGCUGAAGUCAUAAUUCAUAGGUUAGGUUAUGUUACUAUUGUUGUAUUCAUAGUUAUUUUGUUUAUAUCGAUGUGAGAUAUUAUUAUGUCUAUUUGUUUCGUUUGCUAUGUCUUGCCAUUAGGAAAAUUGCCGAAAAAACGACUAUUUUGAUCAAUUCCUUGUCAAUCGCGCAAUUUUAAAAAAUGACCGAUGUAUUGAAAUCUUGACAAUGUGUCUUCAUUUUUUGAGGAA